AUGAAUAUAAAUGGAGAUAUGGAGACGAAGGAAGUGAAGAAAGUGAUUUACAAGAAGGAGUGCACGGUCAUCGUUGAUGUUGGUGACAAUGGAAAGAUGGCGGCUGGUGAUUUGAUAAAAUUUCUUAGUGAGCAGGUUGGUGAUGUGAUACAUGCGUGUGUACCGAAGGGACCUGACAGGUAUGAAGUGACUGUGGGUGAUGUUGUGCAGGCGAGGAUUAUUUCGGAUAAUGAUUCCUUGGAACUGAAUGGCAUGAAAAUGAAGGCGAGAUUAUUACAUUCGGACAGUGUUGUUGUUUCCUUUUUGCACUUGCCAGCAUAUAUUUCGGAUGAAGAGAUUGAGGAAAGAUUGACAUCGAUGAACAUUGAGUUAAUAACACCUAUUUACAGGAGGUUCUACAAGGGUACUCGCAUUGCGGAUGGAACAAGUGUGAAUGACAACAACAGUGAGCAUGAGGACGACAGUGACAGUUUUAGUGAAGGUGUAAUGCAUGAAGAAACUCGGCCAAGCCAUGAUCAAGUGGAAAUAAGGAAGACAAUGAGGGAUAACCAAGCUGAGGGGAGAAAUGCUCAUAACCAUGCAACAACGAGUUUGAGAACUGACAACCAGCACGCAAACUCCGCCAAACGAUAUGGUAUUCCCCAAACUACAUUCGGAGACAGGGUAGAUGGCAGAAUUCAUAUUGACUGCACUGUUAUGGGCAGAACACCAAUACUAACAUUAGAUGAAGAGGCAAAACUGGUACAGCAUUUGCAGGAUGUUGCGAAAUAUGGCUAUGGUUAUACCAGACAAGAAGUAGUAGACAUUGCUUCAGACUAUGCGGCUGUUCUUCAAAAGAGGCCUCAAAACAAACCGCUUACAUUAAACUGGUUUAAUGGUUUUAUAAAAAGGUGGCCAGAAAUGCGUGUAGUAAAACCAAGGGCUUUGGAAUUUCAGAGAGCCAAAAGCGCGUCUGUGUUUAAAGUUGAGGCCUAUUUUGAUCAACUAGAAAAAGUCCUCACAAAAUACAAUCUGAAUGAUAAACCCCAUCUGAUUUUUAAUGUAGAUGAGAAAGGCAUUUCCCAAAACCAUACCCCUCCUUACAUUGUUGGGGGAAGGGACUAUUAUCCACAGUGUGUCACCACUGGCAUGGCCAUUCCACCAUACUUUGUAUUUGCGGGUGUACGACUCAUACCUGAUCUGAUGAAGAAUGCUAGCCCAUGUGCUUCUGGAGACAUGUCACAAACCGGCUGGUCAAACGCACAGAUAUUUAGAAAAUAUCUACAGCAACAUUUUAUUAAAUAUAUUCCUUGCAGAGAGCCUGGGCAACAUCUGCUAUUACUACUCGAUGGACAUAAAAGUCAGUCCAUUGAUCUUGUUAAAUGGGCAAAAGAAAAUGAUAUCAUCAUGUUCAUUCUUCCUGCACACACAUCUCACAUACUGCAACCAAUGGACGUGGCAUGUUAUGGUUCACUGCAAAAAAUGUACAAUAACGAAUGUCAUAAACUGAUGAGACAAACACCAGCAACGGUAACUCGAUAUGAUAUCUGUAGCUUGGCUUGUAAAUCAUAUUCAAAGGCACUAUCUGCAGAAAAUCUUCAGUCGGCAUUCCGGAAGACGGGAGUAUACCCACUUAAUCGGACGGCUAUCAACCAUGAAUUUCUUCAGCCAGCUGCUCUCUUCCAAAAUGAAAAUGAGGACACUGAAAUCAUGGAAAUCGGCGAUGUCCAAGAUGAAACCGAGGUCACCAUAAACAAUGAAAUUGGGGAUACUGAAGUCAUAAAAAUCAGACAUGUCCAAGGUGAAAUCGAGGUCACCACGAACAAUGAAAAUGAAAUCAACGGAACAGAGUCGCCUACUUCAUUUUUUGCUUCUAAACUUUGGAAUCUAAAAAACUCAAAAUAUUUAAAGAAACAAAUAAAGAAGCGCAAAUCACUGAGUAAAAUUGUUCCAGGUAAAUCCAUCACCGAAAGCACCACUGGACACAAAAUGUCUGAAUACCUGCGGUCAAGUGAUGUUUGUAAACCAUCAAAAGGAAAGGCAAUGAUAAAAAGAAAAGCUGCAGAAAAGAAACCCGUUUCCACUUCCCCACAACCUGACCCAUCUCAUUUGAAUGUAGCAUGUGAUGUGUCUGAUGAUAGUGAACUUGAUGAGAGUGAAAUAUGCUGCAUGUGUAAGAAAUUUACCCCUACUGAAGUCAGACAGAGUGUUUCACUCAUUUUCACAACGUGGGUACAGUGUGAUAUGUGUUCCCACUGGGUACAUUUAAUGUACUGCACCAAAGAAAGAGUGAUCAGGAGAGGUGAUCGAUUCCUUUGCCCUCACUGUAGGUCCAGUAGCCAAAACAAUGAACAAUAAAUUACAUGUCACGUCAGAUUUUGA
Molecule: messenger RNA, 2361 nt
Organism: Gigantopelta aegis
Lineage: Eukaryota; Metazoa; Mollusca; Gastropoda; Neomphalida; Peltospiridae
Cellular component (GO): nucleus
Molecular function (GO): DNA binding
Source: RefSeq, a predicted model, not a curated record